UCAGAAACGCCUCCCAUCUUGAAAACUACUCAGAAAUACUCUCUCAGUUUCCGUGUUUUGGUUAACUACUGUCCUGUAGAACCAGUACAUCUAAGUAUAUGUGUGAAAAUAAAGCAGCAUGGCUUCUUGUCCGCCUUCCUUCUUUGUUUCAGUAAAACCGCCUCUCAAGCACCGUGCUCUUCAAGCCAUGCAUAUAAGAGCUCAGAGCUUUAGUAAUGAAGGGGAAUCAAGUAACAUAGUCGAUGCAAACUUGACUGUUCUUAGAGACAAAAUAGAGCUGCUUAAGACCAAGGAGAGGCUCGAGCGGUGUUGCAAAUGUGAAAAUGGUUGGAAUUAUGUCCCUGGAUAUGAUUAUGAACUCAAAAGAGAUAAAGAGAUGUCACAGUUCUUUGAGCUUGUAGGUUUCGUUUGUGGGAGUCUUGGUUUUACCUGUCUUGGUGGCAGUGUCUGUCUUUGCCUUGUUUCCUUCUUUCUUCAUUUGAUUCAAUAAGUUGGAAUAUUUUUGCGAAAAAGAAGAAUGUAGAUCAAUCUCUCUCUCUCUCUCUCUCUCUCUCUCUCUCUCUCUCAUAUUGUAUAUCUCUUGGUUUAUCCAUACCAUAUUGUUGUUGCAACUGAAGAACUUUAGAGGCUUUUUGUUUACAUUAUGUUAGAGCUGUAACCUGUACUUGUACCGAAAAGGGUAGGAUUUGAACCAUGCGUAGGUCCGUUUCAUAAUGUAAACAAAAGGUAAUUUCAUCGACGACUACCUUUUCCACUGUUUCUAAAGCUACAGACGUCUCGUGAUGCAGAAAAUAAUUACAGAGCUGGUGGGAAGGGCCUUUGAAUAUAGUUAGUCCUCAGACUCAUUUGUUUGCCAUGCCAUCUGCAAGCAGUCAGUCAGUCAAGUGACUCAUAACUGUUUCAAACCUUUAAACAGAUAUGCACA
This is a messenger RNA of Juglans microcarpa x Juglans regia, 925 nucleotides long. RefSeq lists its product as uncharacterized. The coding region runs from base 119 to 490 and encodes 123 amino acids. The transcript is spliced from 2 exons. NCBI's taxonomy places the organism in Eukaryota, Viridiplantae, Streptophyta, Magnoliopsida, Fagales, Juglandaceae. The record is from RefSeq and is a predicted model, not a curated record.